Brugia malayi is the source of this 369-nucleotide messenger RNA. RefSeq lists its product as uncharacterized. The transcript is spliced from 4 exons. Bases 1 to 369 code for a protein of 122 amino acids. The record is from RefSeq and is a predicted model, not a curated record. NCBI's taxonomy places the organism in Eukaryota, Metazoa, Nematoda, Chromadorea, Rhabditida, Onchocercidae.
AUGUAUAAAAUAAAUAGAGGAAUAUAUGCACAUAAUGAGAAUAAAAUAUUUGAUAAAAGUUUAAAAGAAAUAUUUUAUAAUUUAUCAUUAAUUUAUUUAAUAUUAAAAUUGCAGGAGCGGUUGCAAUCAUUUGUAAUUCUCAUUAUUUUCUGCCAUUGUGUGCAAGAAUUAAAACCAAAAGUAUCCAAAGAAACGAUAAAAUCGCCAGCACAAAGAAGAGCAAUUGCAAAAAUUAGAGAGGGUGAAAUGAUUCCAGCAAAUCAGAGUGAAACAAUUGAUGAUGCAAUAAGUAAUUGGGGUGCUGUGCAAAAAGUUGAACGUAAACUACCUUUAAAAAAGAAACGUCAAAAAGUUAAAAGAAGAAAAUGA